AUGGAAGUUUUAAUAUCUGAAAUAAAGCAGCGACCGGCCUUAUGGGACAGAACAAACAAACUUUAUAAAAUGCGAGCAUUUGUUGAGAAAGGUUGGAAAGAAGUUGCGGAAAUCACGGGAUUCGAAAAGGAAGAAGCGAAGGUAAAAUGGAGAAAUCUGAGAGACAACUUUCUGAAGGAAUUAAAGAAAGCUCCGAAGAAAAACGAAGAUGGUACAUUUCAAUAUAGGGGAAAAUGGCGAUACUUUAAUCCAAUGUCUUUCCUAUUGGAAAUUCAUCUCCCUACCCUAAUAGGAGAGGAAAACGUUCCGAAUUCAUCCUCCUUGGAAAUAGAACCUUUUAUACUGGGGGACUUGAUUUCCGAUAUUGACGCCGAGAAUACUUCUGUGGAACAAGAAAAGUGUUCAACGAACGAUGGGCAACCGGAAAUUUUGAGCGUCGAAUCUGCUGCAAAGAAACAAAAGAUUGAAGAAGCUGAUUCAGGAACAACGAAAACGAAGACAUUGGAAUUGGGGGAAGUAGUUCUUGAUGGACAUUCUGGCGAAGUUGACUACAGACAUCCUGUUGUGGAAGAAGAAGAUGCCGAUUUGGACUUUUUCAAAUCUUUGCUACCAUUUAUGAGAAAACUGUCGGACUUACAAAAACUCCAUGUCCGAAAUCAGUUUCAAACCAUUCUUAUUCGUCAGUUAUCCGCCGUUGGUCCUGGACUCGAUUCUAGCGAGCUUCAAUGA
This is a messenger RNA of Uloborus diversus, 729 nucleotides long. RefSeq lists its product as uncharacterized. Gene Ontology annotation, biological process: regulation of transcription by RNA polymerase II. Bases 1 to 729 code for a protein of 242 amino acids. The record is from RefSeq and is a predicted model, not a curated record. Gene Ontology annotation, molecular function: DNA binding. Lineage: Eukaryota; Metazoa; Arthropoda; Arachnida; Araneae; Uloboridae. The transcript is spliced from 2 exons. Gene Ontology annotation, cellular component: nucleus; transcription regulator complex.